AUGAUAGAUAUCAAUGUUGCAAAAUACACCAAAGAUAACUGGGAAUCUUUAAGACACGAGUGGGAACCUUACGCUAAAAGAGAUACGUUAUGUCUUGGAAGUUGUUUCAUAAAAUAUAACAAAGUCACGAAAGAAGUUGUAAACCAAAAUAUGUCCAAUAAUCUAACGGCUCCAUCUUUAUCUUUUAAGGGUUGGUAUUAUUUGUAUCAUUGCGAUAAAGAAAUGGUUGAAGAAAAAUGGUAUGAAACUACUAGAAUGGUUCUGAAACAUACUGAAAAGGAAAAUAUAGAAAAAGUUUAUUCGCACACUAAUCCUUUUAUAAGACAUUAUAUCAGACGAUCUAUUAAAGGAGGAAGGGUUUCGGCAAAUACAAAAAUAUUUGAAACGAACAAAAUGGAUGAAAUUUGUAAUGUAUUAAAGGAAUUUAUUUCACAAAGUGAAACUAAAAGUAUUUCACAAAGUGAAACUGAAACCAUGUCAGAUUUAGACAGUGAAUAUCAAAAAAGUGCUAUACCGUUUCCUCCAGAAGAAGACAAAUUUUUUGUAAAACUCUUCAAUGAAGAGAAAUUAAGACCUAGAACAGCUAUUUUAACAGUGUGGUUUGACUAUCCCAAAAACAUAUUCUUCCAACCGAUACCAGCUAAAGAUAAUAUCACUUUCACAAAUAAAGAAGGAAACAAGGAAACUGGCAGUAAAAUCGGGUUUAAAAAUGGUUUCUGUUCAGAUGUUUUAACAUCGGUCGAUAUUCAAGAAAUAGUUAAAGCCGGUGGACGAAUUAUUAGAAUAUUAGAUGGUUUAGUAUACGAAGAAAAUUUUAAAACUCCACCAUAUAGAGAUUAUAUUUUAAUUUUAAGAGAUCGCAGAAAUAAAUAUAAACGAGAAGGUAAUAUUGUGGGUAGUAAUUGCAUGAAAUUAUUAGUCAAUUCCUUGUAUGGUAAAUCUAUUCAGAAGGAAAUCAUUUGUGGAAUGAAGUAA
Molecule: messenger RNA, 975 nt
Organism: Lottia gigantea (owl limpet)
Lineage: Eukaryota; Metazoa; Mollusca; Gastropoda; Lottiidae
Exons: 2
Coding region: 1-975 (324 amino acids)
Biological process (GO): DNA replication
Molecular function (GO): nucleotide binding; DNA binding; DNA-directed DNA polymerase activity
Source: RefSeq, a predicted model, not a curated record